AUGUCGAAGUACGUUCUCUGUAGAUGUGGCGGGGAGGUGGUAGAAUGUCCAUCGUAUAAAGAGAUAUCCAUGGAGUUGUUCUGCCAAGAUGUAUACAAUAUAUCCAAGGCAUUUAACACAUAUGUCCAGCAGUACGUGAAUUUCAAGAAAGAUAUAUCGUUCUCCGGUCGCGUGUUACUCGCCGUAGUGUUUUCUGUCGCGAUCUUAUUAGCCUUGUGUGGGAAUCUUGUUGUUGUAGCUACCCUUUCAAAAAUUAAAAGACCAAGAAACAAUAUGAACGCUUAUCUGAUCAAUCUGGCCGUAGCUGACAUAGGGAUGGCGAUCAUUUGUAUGCCGUUCACGCUUGUUUCGAUCGUUUUGCAGGAAUGGGCAUUUGAAGACAUACUUUGCCCAAUUGUACAGUUCAGCAAACAGGUCUCAGUAAUGGUCAGUAUUUUCACCUUGGUUGUUGUGAGUAUAGACAGAUACAGAGCAGUUACCUCUCCAUUACAGACGCAUAUAACUCACCAACGAUACCGCAAAGGAAUCCUAAUAGGACUAACUUGGAUUGUUGCCGUAUUGUUAAACAUUGCAGCACUGGUAAAAGCACGAGCGGUAGACAGAUAUGCGAACAUGUUUACGAACGAAUCAAACAUUUGGUGUGAUGAAGUGUGGUUCGGUGACAGGACGGCGGAAAUUGCGUAUGAGAUGUACAUGUCUGCUGUCGUAUGUCUUGGUCCUUGCGUUGUCUUUGUUGUGACAUAUGGAAGCAUAUCCAAACACAUAUGGUCCAAACGUGACCCAGGACAGGAAGACCGUAGCGGCGACUCUAAUCGUCGGCAAAGCAAAGUAAAGGUAAUAAGAAUGGUUCUUAUGGUCGUGCUAGCUUUCUUCAUAUGUUGGCUACCGCUCCAGACGCUGCGUCUCGUUGUCCUAUUUGAACCAGACUUGAAGUUCGGCGAGAGUGGAUGGCUUAUUUUAAGACUAUAUGUAUUCGUUUAUUUACUGGCUAUGUCACACAGCUUUGUGAAUCCCAUAUUAUAUACAUUUCUACAUGAACAUUUCAAGAAGGAUGCACGAGAGGCCUUCAUGUUGUACCGACGUUGUUGUUGCAAGAACGAUAAUGCAAUGCGGUCUAGUAUAAGAAGUUCCCGCUCCCGCACCACAUCACAGUCAAGGAUGUCAUUCAUGAAAGUCUCUUCAAGAUUGGAUAAAAGAAGCGGGGAGAAGCGCUCUAAUACAAAAGCCAAGAGCAAGACCGACAAAAAAACAGCUAAUACCUCACAUAUGGAUGAACAAUGGAAACGAGGCUUUGAAGGUCAGUUAAAAGAAAUCGCCGACAAGCGAGAAGAUUAUCUACAACAUUACGAGAACCAGCUACAACAGUUGUCCGGCUGGCGACACGACAUGUUUAGAGACCAACGCAAACCAAGUCAACGAACAACAAAAGCAAAACACGAGUGA
Molecule: messenger RNA, 1443 nt
Organism: Saccoglossus kowalevskii
Lineage: Eukaryota; Metazoa; Hemichordata; Enteropneusta; Harrimaniidae
Product: neuropeptide Y receptor-like
Source: RefSeq, a predicted model, not a curated record